CAAUCACAGAGCUCUGAGGGACCAUGGUCCCUCCCACAGCUUCCAACCUGACUUCACAGAAACGAAAGUGAGAGAGAGCUGAAACACUUCCAGUCUGAAGCCACUUCCAGCUCCAGGGAUCCAAACAGCAGUGAGUCCAGCUCCUCGUGCCUCCCUCCAGCAGACAUGGCUGCAGCCAGCAGAUGCCAUUCUGAGGACCAGUUUCUGUGCUCCAUCUGUCUGGAUGUCUUCACGGAUCCUGUCAGCACCUCCUGUGGACACACCUUCUGUCAAAGCUGUAUCACUCUGCACUGGAACACCAGCCUCAUCUUCUUCUGUCCGAUGUGCAAACAGGUCUUCAAAGAGAAGCCAGUGCUCGACAUCAACAGGUGCAUCAAGGAGAUGGUUUCUCAGAUGAGAUGUGAAGCUCAGCAGGAGUCCAGCGGCGGCAGCUCAGAGCAAAGAGCUGCAGGAGGAGGCGUCCUCUGUGACAUCUGCACCGGGACCAGAGUGAAGGCCCUCAAGUCCUGCCUGGUGUGUCUGACCUCCUACUGUGAGACUCACCUGGAGCCUCAUCGCAGCAGGUUGGCCUUGAGAAGGCAUCAGCUGAUCGAGCCUGUGGAGGACCUGGAAGGACGCAUGUGUCCGCAGCACGGUAAACCUCUGGAGCUGUUCUGUCAGAGCGACCAGACCUGUGUCUGCAUGCUCUGCUCUGUCUUAGAGCACAAGAACCACCAGUUUGUUCCUCUGAGAGAAGAGGCCGAUGCCAAGAAGGCCGAGCUGGGGAAGGUGGAGGCCGAGAUCAGGCAGAUCAUCCAAGAGAAACAUAAGAAGGUGAAGGAGAUCAGAGAGGCGGUGAGGAUCAGUAAAGAGUCUGCAGAUGAGGAGAAAGCAGAAGGUGUGGAGGUGUUCAGGGCUCUGGUGCAGGCUGCGGAGGACGGCCUGAAGAAGCUCAUCAAGGACAUCGACGAGAAGCACAAAGCCAAGGAGACGCUGGCUGACGGUCUCCUGGAAGACCUGGACCAGGAGAUCUGUGAGCUGAUAAUGAAGAGCUCUGAGCUGGAGCAGCUGUCACGCUCUGAUGACCACCUCCACCUCCUCCAAAGCUUCCCAACACUGAAAGCUGCUGCCCCAAGUGUCCAGGACUCGGUGGAGGACAGUGUGAGUGUUCCGCUGUACAAGGGGAUGGUGGUGAGAGCCGUGGCUGAGCUGGAGGAGACCAUGAAGAUGAGGAGGGAGAAGCUGUCUGAGUCCGAGCUGAGGAUGGUCCAGAAGUAUGCAGUGGAGGUGACUCUGGAUCCUGAAACAGCAAACUACUGUCUCCACCUGUCAGACAACAACAAACAGGUUCAUGAUGAGGAUGUAAGGAAAGCACUUCCUAAAAAUCCCAAGAGAUUCAAGUAUUCUCUCUAUGUUUUAGGGGAGCAGAGUUUCUCUUCAGGCAGAUUUUACUUUGAGGUUCAGGUGAGAAAAAAGACAGAGUGGGAUGUCGGAGUAGUCGUAGAGUCGAUUGACAGGGAGGAAACAGAGACACCAACACCUAAGAAUGGUUAUUUGGUUUUGAGUCUGCGAAACAACAAUGAGUACUUUGUAUUUGACUCACAUUUACUCAGCCUCAAGCUUCAGUCUCGUCCUAGGAAAAUCGGAGUUUUUGUGGACUAUGAAGAAGGACUGACCUCCUUUUAUGAUGCUGACACCGCAGCUCUGAUUUAUUCAUUCACUGGCUACUCCUUCACCGAGAAGCUCUUCCCAUUCUUUAGUCCCGGUUAUGUAACAGGUUCUUCAAACUCUGCUCCUCUGGUCAUCAGUUCUGUCAAUGAAAUGGUUGAAACUGACUUGUAUGAAGAUGAAAUUGAUUUGUCUGAUUAAUGGAGCAUCAAACACUCUCCUGCUCUGAAUCAGGCAACAGUUCAGAUUCAGACAUGUUAAAGUACCCGAAAUGACCAGAAGAAGAGUCUGAGAAAAACGACAAGUAGAAUCAAAGCGGCAGAGACAACAAGGUAAAAUCCAGUUUCAAGGAACCAACCAAGACACCAGGUUUUUAGUUUUUGCUUCUUUUUAUUGGUGUAAAAUUGGUCCUGAUGUUUUCAUGUGUCUCUCUGCUCUGCAUCAUCGUGGAAAAGAGUUCAACGGACGAAGAUAAUCUUUCUGUCUUUAUGUUCAAACCAUUAUUAAAAGUGAAUCAGUUUUCCGUGUAAAAGUCAUGCAGUUUUAAAGAUUUGAUUACUGACAUAUUCACAUCCUGUUUUUUUCCUUCUGCUGACUCUUUCAUUCACAAAUAGUUUUGAUUUGUUUAAUUUUGGGAUUUGUUAAAUUUACAUUGAAAUGUCUUUUCUCUACGGAGCCCCGGACAUGACAUGGUAAAAAAAAAUUUAAAUUGUGGCCACGAAUUACUAAUUCGUUCCCACGAAUUAAUAAAUCGUGCGCACGAAUUACUAAUUC
Salarias fasciatus (jewelled blenny) is the source of this 2421-nucleotide messenger RNA. RefSeq names its product zinc-binding protein A33-like. Gene Ontology annotation, molecular function: protein binding; zinc ion binding. Bases 166 to 1848 code for a protein of 560 amino acids. NCBI's taxonomy places the organism in Eukaryota, Metazoa, Chordata, Actinopteri, Blenniiformes, Blenniidae. The transcript is spliced from 2 exons. The record is from RefSeq and is a predicted model, not a curated record.